GAUGUGUGUGAUGUGAAAAAGAUCAUAUCUUCAGCAACAACCUAUGAGGCAGGACUGAUUCUAAAGGAUUUUUGAAAUGAUUUGAUUGAAACUAAAACUUGGAAUGUUGCUUGUUUCCCCCUAUCUUGCUGGAUUGGCUGAGCAGCCUGGAAAAUGGUAAAUGAUCAUUUGGAUCAAUUACAGGCUUUUAGCUGUGUUGUCUGUCAUAAUUCAUGAUUCUGGUCUGGGAAAAAGACGAACAGCCUACGUGCCAAAAAAGGGGCAGAGUUUGAUGGAGUUGGGUGUACUUUUAUAUGCCAUUUUCCUCCACACCUAGAGGCAAGCACUUUUGCAGACGUUCUGCAGAGGGGGAAUCAUGUUUGACUGUAUGGAUGUUCUAGCAGUGAGCCCUGGUCAAAUUCUGGAUUUCUACACUGCAAGUCCGUCUUCUUGCAUGCUCCAGGAGAAGGCUCUGAAAGCAUGCUUCAGUGGAUUGGCACAAACAGACUGGCAACACCGGCACAGUGCUCAAUCCAUCGAAACUCAGAGCACCAGUUCUGAAGAACUUGUCCCAAGCCCACCUUCCCCACUUCCUCCCCCUCGUGUUUACAAGCCCUGUUUUGUCUGUCAGGACAAGUCAUCUGGAUAUCAUUAUGGCGUCAGUGCCUGUGAGGGAUGUAAGGGUUUUUUCCGCAGAAGUAUUCAGAAGAACAUGGUUUACACGUGUCACAGAGAUAAAAACUGCGUUAUUAAUAAAGUCACUAGAAAUCGCUGCCAGUACUGCAGACUACAGAAGUGCUUUGAAGUGGGAAUGUCCAAAGAAUCUGUCAGAAAUGACAGGAACAAAAAGAAGAAAGAGCCUUCAAAGCAAGAGUUUACUGAAAACUAUGAAAUGACAGCAGAGUUGGAUGAUCUCACUGAGAAAAUUCGAAAAGCUCACCAGGAAACCUUCCCCUCUCUCUGCCAGCUGGGGAAAUACACUACGAACUCUAGUGCAGACCAUCGGGUUCGACUGGACCUUGGGCUUUGGGACAAAUUCAGUGAACUUGCUACAAAGUGCAUUAUUAAAAUAGUGGAAUUUGCAAAACGAUUGCCUGGCUUUACAAGUUUGACCAUUGCAGACCAGAUCACCCUGCUUAAAGCAGCCUGCCUGGACAUCUUGAUCCUUAGAAUUUGCACAAGAUACACACCAGAGCAAGACACUAUGACAUUUUCAGAUGGCCUUACCCUAAACCGAACUCAGAUGCACAAUGCUGGAUUUGGUCCGCUAACUGACCUUGUGUUCACAUUUGCCAACCAACUCCUGCCUUUGGAAAUGGAUGACACAGAAACAGGCCUACUUAGUGCCAUCUGCUUAAUUUGUGGAGACCGCCAGGACCUUGAAGAACCAGCAAAAGUGGAUAAGCUACAGGAGCCAUUGCUGGAAGCACUGAAAAUUUAUAUCAGAAAGAGACGACCCAACAAGCCUCACAUGUUUCCAAAGAUCUUAAUGAAAAUCACAGAUCUUCGCAGUAUCAGUGCAAAAGGUGCAGAACGUGUCAUUACACUGAAAAUGGAAAUCCCUGGAUCAAUGCCACCUCUUAUUCAGGAAAUGUUGGAGAACUCUGAGGGACAUGAACCACUGACACCAAGCUCCAGUGGAAAUACAGCAGAGCACAGUCCUAGCAUCUCACCCAGCUCAGUGGAUAAUAGCAGCGUCAGUCAAUCUCCACUUUUGCAAUAAGACAUUUUACAGCUACUUUAGACAUUCCUAAUACCUUAUGUACAGGGAUGAAAAAAGCAAGAAAAACAUUUUUACUGCUGCUUAGUUUCUGGACUUAAUAUAUAUAUAUAUUAUAUUAAAACUCAAAAAGGACCAAGACGUUUUCAUAUGUAUCAGUAUAUUACUCCUUGCUGUUUAAAACUAGAAAAUGUUUGAAACUCUAAAUCAGCCAUUUCAAUCAGCAACAAGAAACUAGUUAAGCUUCUAUUUUCUCUUCUGAACAACCAAGACUGCAUGGUGACAAGACCAAUCUCAAACGUUAAAUUCUGGUUACAUUUCUGAUGACUUUGUACAUACAAAUGUAUGGCUCUACUUUCUAUACUGGAUGUUUGGUGCUUUCCUUUUUUGUCUUGCAUAUCUAAAAGGAUCAGGACAUCAAGUUUAUAAAAAAUGGAGUACUUGUACAUGUCCAGCUAAGAACAUUUAAAAAGACAUUCUGAUUUAGUUAGUGUGAAAAUGUGUCAUUGCUCUUUUUGAUGCCCUCAGUUUGCAUCUCUUAUUCCAUCUCCUUCCCCAUAAAAGUAUUCAAAAAAUCUGCACUAGCAGAAGGGACUUCUGUAUCAGUGUAACUACCAGCUCAGUUAUUCAGAUGUCAUUUGUUCUACUGUUAAUGUCACUUUAAAUUUUAAAAAGUGGUUUAUUACUUAGCUGAUGACAUAUCUACACAUUUUUUAAAAACCUACAUUUUUUUCAGUGAUAGCCUCCAAGGCAGAAACACUUUUCAGUGUUACCAUGUUUUUGUUUACUUGUUCACAAGCCAUUAGGGAAACUUCAUGGGAUAACCAACAGGCUUAUUCACUACUUUUGAACUGGUGAGUCUAGUUUAUUUCCUUAAGAAACUGGGGCCAGGAGUUGGGCUUUCCCAACACACCUGAUGCCAGCGGGCUACCACUAGGACUUCCAAAAUACAUGGGGGAGAGAAUCUGACUUCUUGACCUUGUUAAAUCACCAUGAAUCAGAGUGAAAACAGUGGUAGAAUGGUUAACUGAUUAAAAAAGUGUCAGUUUCUUAGGUUUCAUUUAAAGCACUAGUGGAUUUUUUUUAUAUAUAUAUUCUAGCAAGUCUGUGAUGUACUUUCACUGGCUCUGUUUGUACAUUGAGAUUGUUUAACAAUGCUUUCUAUGUUCAUAUACUGUUUA
Molecule: messenger RNA, 2880 nt
Organism: Malaclemys terrapin pileata
Lineage: Eukaryota; Metazoa; Chordata; Testudines; Emydidae
Gene: RARB
Product: retinoic acid receptor beta
Exons: 8
Coding region: 356-1702 (448 amino acids)
Biological process (GO): regulation of transcription by RNA polymerase II; cellular response to corticotropin-releasing hormone stimulus; retinoic acid receptor signaling pathway
Cellular component (GO): transcription regulator complex; nucleus
Molecular function (GO): RNA polymerase II cis-regulatory region sequence-specific DNA binding; nuclear glucocorticoid receptor binding; nuclear receptor activity
Source: RefSeq, a predicted model, not a curated record